AUGUCUUCAAGUCAACAUCAAGGAGGCGCAUUUAGGCUUGUGCAGUUGGAAAUUAAACCCUUGCAAAAAGCACACAAUGAAAAUACUACAACCAUGCUGGAAAAUAUAGAAUUAUUGACAACGCUGGCAAAAGAUAUUGAAGGAUCAUCUUUGCCUGACGAUCCCGAAUAUGAACGUAACAAAAUACAAGUUGAACAAAUUGAUUCUAUUGUUAGGGAUUAUUUGGAUUUACUCCGAAUGACAAAAGGUCAUACGGCUACACUUCAACAAAUAUUGGAAUCUCCUGGAAUUGAUUUAAGAACAGUGUCACAAUUUUAUGAUAAUAAUAUCAAAACAAAUACUGAGAAGGAAUAUGAUGAUCAGUCAAUCAAGAAAGUGGAGGAAUACCAAAAUUUCAAACUCUCUAUCAUGCAAGUGCACGACCCAACAGCAGAAUUGGAUUGGAACCAGGAAGGUGACGAUGAUGAUGAUAUUCAAUUGUCACAAGUUACUAUUAAAACAACAUGUCCAUGGACUGGUUCUAAUUUACAAGAACCUAUUCAAUCAAAGAAAUGUAAACACGUAUACGAAAAGACAGUGGCUUUCCAAAAAUUGAGAACUGGAGGGGGAUUUUUCGAAUGUCCUAUUAUUGGUUGUAGGGAAUCAAGAAUUACUGAAGCAGACCUUGUGGAAAGCCCAUCCCUUACUUUCAAAAUCAGAAAGGAAAUUAAGAGACAAGAAGAAGAAAAGAGAAAAAAGACUGAGAGUGCUGCUGUCGACUUGUCAGAUGAUGAUGAAUAG
Molecule: messenger RNA, 780 nt
Organism: Naegleria gruberi
Lineage: Eukaryota; Heterolobosea; Eutetramitea; Acrasida; Naegleriidae
Exons: 2
Coding region: 1-780 (259 amino acids)
Biological process (GO): protein sumoylation; double-strand break repair via homologous recombination
Cellular component (GO): Smc5-Smc6 complex; nucleus
Molecular function (GO): zinc ion binding; SUMO ligase activity
Source: RefSeq, a predicted model, not a curated record